Acaulospora colombiana is the source of this 2583-nucleotide messenger RNA. The record is from the annotation of a GenBank genome assembly. NCBI's taxonomy places the organism in Eukaryota, Fungi, Glomeromycota, Glomeromycetes, Diversisporales, Acaulosporaceae.
AUGGCAAGCACAUCGAAUGUCAAGAAGUCUCCAAAUCAACAACGCAAUUCACUGAACACGAGUUACAAUGAUCAGCAACAUCAACCACGUCAGAUUCUGCCGUCGAGACAAUCAACUCAGAACAAUGGUCGGGCUUAUUCACAAGUCCUCCAACCUCAUAUUAUUGUCCCUACCCAAUUUGGCUAUGGCGAUAUUAUGCCCAAUAACUUGUCUCCAUCGAAGGAUUUGACGAUGUCAAUGCCAUUCUUUCAGGAUUAUGACAGCUACCAAGCAGGUCAAUUCGGGCAUGUUCAACUUUACCCGACGGCCUACUUUCAGCAAGCACAACUACCCCAACCCCAACCUAGAUCCGUUCAGAUAGAUCCCAUAUUAGCAAAUAUAUUUUGCGACGAUUGCAUUCGUUACGCAGGUGCGGGUGGUGAGUCAUGCCUCUUGCAGAUCAUUUGUAAACAAUGCAAGGACAAAUACUUGAACGCGAAGAAUCAUGGCAGAAAUUCUAAUGCCGUCACGGUUCCCUCAACGUCGUCUCGUGGCUGUUCCUCGAUUCCCAUGUCCCAGGCGAUUCCCCAGCAUGGCAUGAUCCCACCUACAAUUCCCAUCCAUAACAUGCAAUCACAUCAUUCCGUUUCUCCCGUGGUGCCAACUCAAUCGAUUCCCAUCCAGUCGAUGUCUCUGGACUUGUCUCACGCAGUGUCACCGGAUAUCGUUCAAUAUCCCAUCUCUUCCCAUUCCUCGAAUUCCGAUUUGCAAAUUGAUUUCACCCUCGAUCAACCUUCCAUUUGCUACGAGGAUGGUCAGCUUGGUUAUAAACCCAGUACGAGGGUGUUGAAUGAUGUCUUCUUUUCCGAUGUUUCAACGGAUCAGUAUCUUUACUUCGACAGUGAUGCAUCUUCCGACACUGAUAUCUCGACCCCGAAUUCACAUCAUUCCCCGCAUCUUUCCCCCACCGAGAUGUUUGGUGGUGAUGAUCCGAUGUGGAAUCUAAUUUACGAGGACGAGCUCGAUGAAUCAAAAGAUCUGACCGUACAAGACUUGUUGACCGAUGUGCCCCCCACCACGGUCACGUCGCCAUUGGUUAUCACCUCGCUUACCUCGAGCGUUUCACCGAAAGUCCCUUCGAACUCGACGAUCGUUUUACAACAGGAGAUAUCCGCAUCCUCAUCUUCUGCACCUCAGUCUACCUCCGUCAUCUCUCCCGAUGCUACCAACUCGAACACAACGAUUACCAUUGAUCCCUCGUUGAUCUCGGCUCCCACCAAUCAUUUUUCUUGCGAGGCCAUUGACCCCAGAUUUAUUACUUCUACCGAAUCUCCGAACCGAAAACCUCCGCAGGUCAUCACCAGACCGAAUUUUAUCGAAUUAAGCGUCGAUACCUUACUCAGUCCCCCCCUUCAGACUCCAGAGCUCGUCAGCGACAAUAAUCUCAAACGAAGGUUGUCCUACACCUUUUCCUCUGAUGAUGAGAUCUCCGACGCUGAGAAUAAGAAGAUUCGCGUUGAAGAGCAAAAACCCGUCAAGAAAGGCGAUUUGCUGAUGGUUGACGAAAAGGAGUGUGAACCGGAAGGCUACCCUUCCCCCGAGGACGAGAUGAUGGUCGAUGACAAUUUAAUUGAUGAGGAGAAUGACUCUGUUACCGAUGAAUAUCACGACAGCAGUGAUGCCAUCUACACCACCGAUGAAGAUGACGACGAAUAUAAACCGUCUUCGAGCAGUAAGAAACCUCGAUCAUCAAAGAAAGGGACGAUCAAGUCUCAGGGUAAGCCCAAAGGUUCGUCGAAAGUGAUCAUUCUGGGAAAGGGAUUGAUAAAGUCAAAAUCAACCGCACAGUCAAAAAGCAAGGGGAAGGCGACCUCCAGUAAACGUGGUAAACAUUCGAAGUCCAACGGUUCUUCAAAGAAGACUAGCAAAGCUUCAACGCCCGCUUCCUCGUUCACCGAGAGUCCUGCGCCGACAACCGCCGUAAUGGAAACCGAUGAGCCCCAGGAAAUAGAGGAAAUGGAGGUGACCUCCCCACGUCCGACCCAGUCGCCCACCAUCUUCGAGGUCCUAACCAGAUCCGGUAUCGACUGGUGUAGAUACUGUGGUACCACUGAGGGUGUCAACUGGAGACCUGGUCCAUGGGGAAAGCGAACCUUGUGCAACAAGCAUGGUUGCGAUUACAAAGGUUACGGGUUCGCUUGCAAGCUUCCACGCUUGGACCUGACCGGUUUUGUUAACGAAACUGUCGAGGAACGCGAACGCCCGGUUCUACAACUCUUCUGUACCGUUUGUCAAAAGCAAGAGUCCUUCGUCGGAAAUGUUCUUGUCCGCUGCGAGAGUUGCCCCAAGGCAUUCCAUCAAAAAUGUUUUGCGACUGGCAUUGACGACGAGAUUGUAAACGGUGCCGAACCGUGGUACUGCGAAAAGGGAUGCCAAGAUAAUUUGCGAAGGAAGCGAAUAGUUGUUGAACUUCCCCGUAAGAGACUUCCCCUCAUGUCCACUCCCAAAGCCCAAACUUCUACACUGAUCACCGAUCCAUCCUUAACCCCUAACUCCGGCACCACGUCUCGUCCCCGAACUUCCCGAAAUUCCUCGAGAGUUUAA